GCGUGUGCAGUGUUGGGCUGGAACGGUGCCCGGUGUGGUUGACUAAUCAUUAUCAUCUGCAUAGCUACCUUCGUUUAUCUAUAUGUAGUCACUAGUCCAACGAGUCCAACAGCCAAGUGAGUGACCUACCUAAAACACGACUGAACGACUGUGUUGGGAACUGGUUUUUCUACUAUUAGUCAACGUUUAGUGUGUCGUGUCUUCGUAUUGUCUAGUCACAUUGGAAUUUACCAAAAGAGUUGGAACAACCAUGGUCCUAUCAUAUUUGACACCGUACAUCCGGCACAUUAUCGUGAUCGGUUUGGCAGCGGUGCUGUUUGUGGUUCUUUCCCGGGAACCGAAUAGUCAUUACAGCGAAACCAAUAUCAAGGAAGCUGCACCUGACGAGAAACAAGCGACGAGCGGCGAGAGGUUAUUCACAGACCAGGAACUGGCGGAGUAUGAUGGCCGCGAAGGAAGCAAGGGCUUGUAUCUGGUGAUACUUGGAUAUGUGUACGAUGUGCAGAAAGGAGUGAAGCAUUAUGGGCCCGGCGAGGCGUACAACAUGUUUGUGGGUCACGACGCCUCAAGGUCGUUCAUUUCCGGGGACUUCGAGGAGUACGAUCCGGAGAUGUCGGACGUGUCGUCGCUGACGGAUUCGGAAUUGAAGAGUAUCGUCAAGUGGAAGUCGUUCUACGAUGAGAACUACGUGUACAAAGGCAAGGUCGUUGGUCGGUACUUUGACGAGCGAGGAGAGCUGACCGAGUACCACAAGAUCGUUCUGAAGCGGGUGGCCAAGGCGGAGGAAGAGGAAGCUAAGCCAAAGCAGGAGUUCCCAUCGUGCAACGUUGAGUGGAAGCAGGAAACGGGGACGAAAGUUUGGUGUUCGUCCAGGAGCGGAGACGGCGUGGAACGAGGUUGGGUGGGAAAGCCUCGGAAGUACGUUGAACGCAAGGACGAGACACCGUACUGUGUGUGCGUGCCGGAUGAGGCAGAACAGGGGGAGACGUUAGUUCCUUUUGAAGAUUGCGAUCCAAUCAGUGAGAGCUGUUUGGUGAAGGAUUCGAAAUGAAGCGGU
Molecule: messenger RNA, 1057 nt
Organism: Ochlerotatus camptorhynchus
Lineage: Eukaryota; Metazoa; Arthropoda; Insecta; Diptera; Culicidae
Product: neuferricin homolog
Exons: 2
Coding region: 251-1051 (266 amino acids)
Cellular component (GO): endomembrane system; membrane
Source: RefSeq, a predicted model, not a curated record